UACAACUCCCAGCGGGCAGCGCGCUCACGGAUAGGGAAGAACCAAUAGCUGCGCCGCUUAGAGCGCAGCAUUGACUCCGAGGACCAAUAGGGUGAGGGUUUUCUCCGGGUGCACUCCCGGCCGCGAAUAUGGAGACUCCGGAGCGGUUCUGUGUCCCCGGCGAGCGGCUGUGCAGCACGGAGGAGGCCACGGCUGGCAGCGGGACCUACACCCGGCACGGAUUCAUCUUCUCCUCGCUGGCUGGGUGCGUGGAGAAGACGAGCGAGGAGAGCGGGCUGCCCGUUGUGUCUGUGGUGAGAGACAGUGACCCCCAGCUCCUGCCCGACGUGGGGGUCGUGGUGACGUGCAAGGUUUGCAGCAUUAACUCUCGCUUUGCCAAGGUGCACAUCCUGUACAUUGGCUCCACACCACUGAAAUCCAUCUUCCGGGGGACCAUACGGAAAGAAGAUAUUCGAGCCACGGAGAAAGAUAAGGUGGAAGUGUACAAGAGUUUCCGCCCUGGUGACAUAGUCCUGGCCAAAGUCAUCUCCCUGGGGGACUCACAGUCCAACUACCUGCUGACAACAGCUGAGAAUGAGCUGGGUGUGGUGGCAGCACGCAGCGAUGCAGGAAGGGGAACCCCUGACAUAUGGUGUCCCAGGGAUGCAGAUGGUGCCCAUCAGCUGGUGUGAGAUGCAGUGCCCACGGACACACACCAAGGAAUUCCGUAAGGUGGCCCGCGUGCAGCCGGAGUUCCUGCAGACCUAGCAGCCACGAUGGGACCUGCCGGAUGAGGGGCUGCAGGGCCAGAGCAGCCCCUGACCAGGGGGGUGCCCCAGCCAGGCCCUUGAUGGCAGAAUCAAUUUUCAACUUUCAGAUAAUAAAUAUUUUUUGAGA
Molecule: messenger RNA, 876 nt
Organism: Neopsephotus bourkii (Bourke's parrot)
Lineage: Eukaryota; Metazoa; Chordata; Aves; Psittaciformes; Psittacidae
Gene: EXOSC1
Product: exosome component 1
Exons: 8
Coding region: 129-671 (180 amino acids)
Biological process (GO): RNA processing
Cellular component (GO): nuclear exosome (RNase complex); cytoplasm
Molecular function (GO): RNA binding
Source: RefSeq, a predicted model, not a curated record